This is a messenger RNA of Exophiala oligosperma, 696 nucleotides long. RefSeq lists its product as uncharacterized. The record is from RefSeq and is a predicted model, not a curated record. The coding region runs from base 1 to 696 and encodes 231 amino acids. The transcript has a single exon. Lineage: Eukaryota; Fungi; Ascomycota; Eurotiomycetes; Chaetothyriales; Herpotrichiellaceae.
AUGACUGCCUGCACCAAGAUUGGCCUCCUGGAAAUUGGCCAAACUCAAGAUGUGCCAGAUCAGGAUUUCCUUGCCCUCAAAGAUGAGAUGGAGUUUGUCACCAUCGCGCCGCUGGAUAUCUACAACGAUCAAGAACUGGCCGCACAAUUCCAACCCUUGCCGGGAGAACUUCCAAUAAGCUCCUGCACCCGAACCGGACAACGAAUAUUGAUUUCCCGCUCGGCUUUGGUGCCAGAAUUGCGAAAGGGGAUCCAAGAGGGCAUCAAGACAGGAUGUGCAGCACUGCUGGUAACGUGCACGGGAGAAUUCGACUUGGGCGAGACAACGCUACCUAUCAUCAUGCCAGGAGACCUUCUCCGCGAUCAAGUGCAACAGCAUCAAAGCCUGAUUGAAACGACCGCGGUCUUGGUCCCCGUUGACGAGCAGCAAGAGCUGUUGCUCAACCGUUGGAGACUGCGGCUUCCUUCCACCAUCCCGAUAUACGUAUUCACUCUAUCGCCGCAGUCGUCACUGCUAGAGUGUCGAAAUAUGGGGCAGCAACUGAUACAGUCAGAAGUCGACACGGUCAUCAUGGAUUGCUUUGGAUAUUCUCUUGCGCAAAAAAGGGCCAUCUGCGAGGUGGUCCCGAGAGUGUUCAACGCAAAAGAGGUGAGUGUCGAGUUCAUACAGUCCAGCUUGAGAAAGUUUGCGGCGUGA